GCCUCAUUCGCACUCAACUGUCAGCGUGAGCGGACGGCAUAAGCUUGAGCACCGACACCGAUACCGAUACCGGUUUUAGCGCGUUGGACUAUAGUCAGUUAACGGCUGAUUGAGUUCCUUAUUUCUUUAAUAAUUGUGGUUUCACUACGACAAAAAAAAGCUAAUCAAUAAAAAUUAUUUUAUAAAAAUUCGAUAAUAAAAACUAAGAGAAAAGUGCGUUGUUAUUCGUUUGUGGUUUGUGGUUUGUGGUGGUCUGUGCGAAGACUGUUCUAACUAAUUUGUAUUGACAUUUUCUUUUAAUCAUAAUCAUAGCCAUAAUCAUAGUUGUACUAAUUAUUAAUUUAAAUAUUUUUUAAUUCUAAAAUCUAACGAAAAAGCCAACAAAAUGGCGCGAAAAAUACUGCUCGCCUAUUGUUUUCUGCAAAUCGUGGUAUUCGCGCUUGGAGCUGGAAUUUACUCUGUAGUGGGUCCUGGUACCAUACAUUCCAAUUUCAAAUACAGCGUGGCUAUUUCUCUACAUAAAGCCGAAGGCCCGGCAAAAAUUCAGGUUGGCAUCACUGGUCCAUCUUAUAAUGAAAGUAAAAUCGUACAAGUCGAUCCUAUGUCUACUAAGACAGUGGACUUUGAUGUGCCAAACUUAAGUAGUGGCGAAUACAACUUAACAUCAGUUGGUUUGUCUGGAAUCACAUUCGAGAAUAGCACUUCACUGAAUGUAGCAGAUAGCAAACCAUCAAUAUUCAUACAAACCGAUAAAGCCACUUACAAACCUGGAGAUCUUGUACAGUUUCGUGUUAUAUUCCUGGAUGAAAACACGCGUCCAGCUAAAAUUAACACGCCAGUCAAUAUAGAGAUAAGUGACGCAUUAAAGAAUAUUUUAAAACAAAUAAAAAAUGUUAAAUUCACGAAAGGAGUCUACACUGAUAGCUUCCCGUUAUCAGCCGAGACUGUACUUGGUGACUGGACAAUUUCAGUUUACAAUAACGGCGAAAAAGCUGAGCAGAAAGUGUUCGAGGUAGCCAAAUAUGUGCUACCAAAAUUCGACGUGACUAUUGAUACAGCUAAAGAUGUUGCCAUACCAUCUAAUGUCAUUAAGGCAACUGUGCGCUCAAAAUAUACUUACGGAAAACCCGUUAAGGGUAAGGCCGUUAUUUCUGUAAGCCCCUCAUACCAUUAUUAUGGAAGCUUCAAUGAUAAUUUGGUUGCUGAGAAGACCAUUGAUGUCGAUGGUAAAGGACAUGUUGAAUUUGAUUUAACGAAAGAUUUGCGUUUAUCAGCUGAUCGCUCUUAUGUACCACCAUUAAAUAUUCUCGUUGUUAUGGAAGAGGCUUUGACUGGAAAUAAACAGAAUACUUCAACUACUGUAAAUUUGCAUAUAGAAACUUAUCGUAUUGAAGGUGUUAAUACGCCUUAUAGUUUCCAUCCCGGAAAACCAGUUGUUUUUACUAUAGUCGUUAAAAAUUUAGAUGGUACACCAGUGCAAGAUACCAAAAAUAGUGCUAAGUUAUUAGUUGAUUCACCAAGGGGUUAUUUCCAUCGUACUUGGAUACCAACCGAUAUGAGUCUUGUUUCGCCUGUACCAGAACCUCCAACAAUGGAAUUUGAGUCUAAAUUAGAUAAAAAUGGCAUGGCUACAUUUGAAUUUACACUUCCCACCAACGCUGUUAGUUAUUACUCAGUGAGAGCAAAAUACCUUGACUCAAACGCUUACUUAUCUUCUCUAUCGCAAUAUAGUGCACCGGUAGAGCAAGUCGAAAAACUAAAAAUUACCGUAACACCAGAAAAGCCUCAUUUGAAAGAUAAUGUCACGGUAGAAGUGUUGUCGAAAGAAAGAAUUCCUUAUUUUGUGUACACGAUUGUAGGACGUGGUAACAUUUUGAAAAGUGAACACGUAGAAGUUCCUGAAGCUUCUAAGUCACAUAAAUUCACAAUUGUGCCUACAUUUGAAAUGAUGCCCAAAUUCAAGAUCUUAAUACAUUAUGUCUUUGAAAACGAUCUGCAAUUUGAAGAACAUACUGUUAAUAUGGAGAAAGGCUUUGAAAAUUCAAUUGCCAUUUCUGCACCAGUUGAAGUAAAGCCUGGUGACGAUGUGAAACUUGAUGUACAAACGGAUCCAGAUUCAUAUGUUGGAUUAUUAGGCGUUGAUCAAAGUGUGCUGUUGUUAAAAUCUGGCAAUGACAUAAAGAAGGAUGAUGUUUUCAAUAAAAUAGAAGGCAUCGACACAAGCACACCAUGGAUGCGUGGUUAUGGACGGUACCCUGGACAGCAAACCGGUUUGGUAACAAUGACUAAUGCUAAUUAUCCUUACAAUCAUGGAUAUCGUCCCGUAUUUCAUUCACUUCCUAGACCUGGAAUUCUUUAUAUGCGUACCGGUCAGCCCUUGGGUGCUGCUGAAAUUGGUAAUAGAGUUGCUUUUGCAAGCUCUGCACAUGCACCUCGACCAUUUCCAUCAUCACGACCAUCGCAGCCACCACUUCUGCAACAGCCACCACGUAUACGUAAACUGUUCUUAGAAGCCUGGAUUUGGGACGAUAUUAAUACCACUGGCCCUGAUGGACUUAAGUUUACUAAAAAAAUCCCCGAUACAAUUACUUCCUGGGUCAUAACCGGCUUCUCCAUUAAUCCAAAGACUGGCUUUGCUCUAACUGACGAUGCUACUAAAAUAAGAGUUUUUCAACCAUUCUUCAUAUUCUUGAAUCUGCCACAUUCCGUGAAACGCGGCGAAGCUUUUGCUCUACCUGUUAUACUAAAUAAUUAUAUGUCACAACCACUGACAGCUGAGGUCACCAUGGACAAUACUGACGGCGACUAUCAAUUUAUUGAAGCAACAAAUGAAGUUGAUGAAAAUUCCAUUAACGAGGUGAAACGUGUUAAACGCGUUACAAUUCCUGCAAAUUCUGGUGCCAGCGUAUCUUUCCUUAUUCGCCCAAAUCGUGUUGGAGAUGUGUCUAUGAAGAUUACUGCGAUUACACCUGUUGCUGGUGAUAGCAUACAUCAACCACUUAAAGUUGAGCCAGAAGGAGUACCAGUAUAUAAAAAUGAUGCUGUUUUUAUAAAUUUGCAAGAGACAAUGACGCAAAAUGGAAAUUUCAAUAUUAAUAUACCACCGGAGGCAGUUCCAGAUUCAGAAGUCAUUGAUUUCAGCGUAAUUGGGGAUGUGCUUGGACCUACAUUAAAUAAUUUAGAUCAAUUAGUGCGCAAACCAUAUGGUUGCGGUGAGCAAAAUAUGAUCAACUUUGUGCCAAAUAUUUUGGUACUUAGGUAUUUAGACGCUACCAAUAAGUCAAUGCCUAGUCUAAGAGAUAAAGCUAAAGGCUUUGUGGAGAAUGGUUAUCAACGAGAGUUAACAUACAAACACGACAACGGUGCUUAUAGUGCUUUUGGCAAGAGCGACCCUAGUGGUAGUACAUGGCUUACAGCGUAUGUUGUACGUUCGUUCCAUCAAGCAGCUAAGUUCAUAUUCAUUGAUCCCAAUGUCAAUAAGCAAGGUCUAAAUUAUUUAGCCUCUGUACAAGCUGAAAACGGUAGUUUCACAGAGCACGCAAGACUGCUCGACAGCACAAACCACAAUAAACUUGUGAUCACGGCUUUCGUGUUGAUGGCUUUCUUUGAGAAUGUGGAACACAUUCCUGAAUACGAGAAAACUAUUAAUAAAGGCUUAGCUUAUUUACGUGAAAACGUGGAUCAGACAGAUGAUUUGUAUGCAACCGCAAUUAUUGCUUAUACUCUUAAAUUGGCUAAUGAUCCAAAAGCGGAAAAAGUGUUGGCCAAAUUGGAAACACUCGCUAAGGAGGAAAAUGGUCAAAAAUCGUGGUCAAAAGACUCUACAAAAUCUAUGAAUAAUGCUGUAGAACUUACUUCUUACGUUGCGCUUGCGAAAUUGAAUACAGAAUCAGCGGAAGAAGCAUUGCCUAUCAUAAAAUGGUUGGUGGCACAACGGAAUAGCAAUGGUGGCUUCCAGUCAACUCAAGACACCGUAGUCGGUUUGCAGGCUCUCACUAAAUUCGCCGAAAAAACAUCUUACGGUUCGGGCGAAGUUGAAAUUGAUUUCGAGUCCAAUGGUGGUGAAAAGAGAACGGGUAAUAUGAAGGUUAAUGCAGAUAAUGCAUUGGUGCUACAAACCCAUGUGCUACCAAAAACCACAAGACAUCUUUCAUAUACUGCUAAAGGUCGUGGUUCGGCGAUUGCACAGCUGUCGUAUCGGUACAAUAUUGCCGAGAAGGAAAAAAAACCCAGCUUCACGCUAAACACUAAGGUUAACAAUGCUACACUACCAAAUCUGCUCGUAUUGGAAAUUUGUGCCGAGUAUAAACCUUUGGAGAACGCUGAACCAGGCAAAGAGUCAAACAUGGCUGUAAUGGAGGUGUCAUUACCUUCUGGCUAUACAGCUGAUGCAGAUACGCUCACCAAGAUCGAUGCUGUAGAUCGUGUUAAACUUGCCGAAACUAAGGACGCUGAUUCAACUGUGAUUGUUUAUUUCGAUAGUUUGGCAGUGGGUGAUAUUAAAUGCGUACCAGUUGAGGCUUCGAAGACUCAUCCCGUAGCUAAAUUGAAACCAGCGCCUGUUGCCAUUUAUGAUUAUUAUGUAUCAGAUCAACGUGAAACGGAGUAUUAUACUGUGCCUUCUUCUCUGUGUGAUAUAUGCGAAGGUGAGGACUGCGGUGAAGCUUGUAAGGGAAUCAAACGUUAAUGACUAUUUCAAAAUCACUUUCAGUCAAUUUUAAAAGUUUAAGUUAAAAUUCAUAAAAAAAUUAUUUACUUUUCUACCAUAUAUCAAUUAAAGUUUUUAAAA
Messenger RNA from Teleopsis dalmanni, 4789 nucleotides. Its product is annotated as CD109 antigen-like. Gene Ontology annotation, molecular function: endopeptidase inhibitor activity. Bases 386 to 4687 code for a protein of 1433 amino acids. The record is from RefSeq and is a predicted model, not a curated record. Gene Ontology annotation, cellular component: extracellular region. NCBI's taxonomy places the organism in Eukaryota, Metazoa, Arthropoda, Insecta, Diptera, Diopsidae. The transcript is spliced from 10 exons.